AUGGAAACAUUAGCUGAAAAUAGUCCAACAACAAUACCACUACAUUUGAAUUUAGCUACCGUUAUUGCUGUGGCAGAUGAAUCGAGUCGACAUAAUGCUCCUUCAAAUGCUUUAUCGAUUUUUAAAGAAGUCAAAAAGGCAAAUCAAAUGGACGGAAUUAAGAAAAUAUCUAUCAUAUUAUAUGGAAUGCUAGAGGAUCUGUUUCCAAGCGUUGCUGCAAUAGCACGUUGUUAUCCGCUUUAUAGUCGAUUAACCGAAAAUCGCGACAAUUUGGAAAACAUUCAAAUUGAAGUUGUUGCUGCUGGUGGCGAGAAGCUCACUGAUCGUGAUCUGUUGUUCCUCCAAACAUUAACAGAAUCGAUUCGAAAUACUGCUCGUCUAAUUGAUAUGCCAUAUAACGAGCUUAACACGGAACAGUUCGUUGCCGAAGCUAAUGAACUAAUUUCAACACUUCCGAAUAUACAAAGUACAAUUAUCAAGGGCAAUGAUUUACUUAAAAAGGGUUUUGGAGGGAUAUAUCAUGUUGGUAAGGCAUCUUCUUCACCACCGAUUUUCGCAUGCUUUAGCUAUAAGCCAUCAGGUGCUACGAAAACAUACGCUCUGGUUGGAAAGGGUAUAGUGUAUGAUACGGGUGGUACGCAGAUUAAAACCAAAACUUCAAUGCUUGAUAUGAAGAGAGAUAUGGGUGGUGCAGCUGCUUUGCUUGGUUCAUUUUAUACUUUGGUAAAAUUGGGCUUUAAACAAAACUUACAUUGUUUACUAUGCGUCGCGGAUAAUGCUAUUUCGCAUAUUGCAAACCGUCCGGAUGACAUCAUAACAAUGUUAAGUGGCAAAACGGUUGAAAUUACGAAUACAGACGCUGAAGGCCGUCUAGUAUUAGCUGAUGGUGUCUAUUAUGCAAAAAAUAUGCUCAAAGCUGAUACAAUAAUCGAUAUGGCGACGUUAACAAGCGCACAAGGAGUUGCAACUGGAAAGCUUCAUGCUGCUAUAUUAACCAAUAGUGAGGAAUGGGAGAAUCGUGCUUGUAAAGCUGGACGAGCAAGUGGUGAUCUUGUUCAUCCAUUACCAUUUUGCCCAGACUUACAUUUUUGUGAUCUGAUAAGUCCCGUAGCAGAUAUGCGAAAUUCAACUUUCGAGAAAAUCCAGGGACCUGGAAGCUCAAUUGCUGGUCUUUUCAUUGGAUCGCAUAUUGAUUUCGGAAGCGGUUUGAAUUGGAUACAUUUUGAUAUUGCCUAUCCUGUUCAAAGUGGAACUCGUGCAACAGGUUAUGGUCCGGCUCUGAUUUGCGCACUUCUUGCACCUGACCUGGAUGUACCGCUGUUGAAAACUUUGCAGUAA
Molecule: messenger RNA, 1338 nt
Organism: Acanthocheilonema viteae
Lineage: Eukaryota; Metazoa; Nematoda; Chromadorea; Rhabditida; Onchocercidae
Source: the annotation of a GenBank genome assembly